AUGUUUGGGUCUAGAACUGUAGCUAACAUGGAAUUUUCAACUAAAGGAUUUAGAAAUUGGAAAAAAAUUUUUGGCUCUAGAGGAGUAGGAUCGAAAUACACUAAAUCAAAGUUGGAGUUGCAUUCUAAUUGUCAGUACCAUUUGACUUGUAUGACAAAGUGGCAUGCACAUAUCCAAUCUAAAACUUCUGGUUCUGUCCAUACAUUAGUUACAAAUGCACACCGUGAUAAAAUAUUAGAAAAUAGAGAUUACAUGCUAACAUUAAUUGAUAUCAUACUAUUUUUGGCACAUCAAGGAGUAGCAUUUAGAGGUCAUAUUGAAAAUGAAACAUCUUUAAAUCAAGGUGAAUUGGGUAACUUAAAAGAAGCAUGCAAACUAAUGGCAAAGUAUAAUCCAACUUUUGCUUUAAAUUAUGCUAAACCAACAAAUCAUACAAGUUGGUUAAUACAAAAUCAAAUCAUUGAGAUAUGCGCUAAACAUUUAAGGAAUACUAUUGUUGAAGAUAUAAUAAGUGCUGGAAUGUAUAGCGUUUCGUGUGAUGAAGCUCGAUGUCACAAGGAAGAACAGUUAGCUGUGUGUGUUCGUUACCCAAAAAACCUUAAAGUAGAAGAACGAUUUGUUGGAUUUUUAGAUGUAUCUCAAAGUCAAAAUGCUGACAGUCAAUCAUAUGACGGUGCUAGCGUGAUGUCGGGUCAUACUGGUGGAGUUCAGGCUAAGCUUAAAGAAAUACAUCCUAAAGCUAUUUAUGUACACUGUAUGGCACACAAAUUAAACCUUGUGGUCAUUGAUAUGUGUAAACAUUUAAAGGACGCACGGAAUUUAUUUAAUGGCUUGGAAGCGUUGUAUGUUCAUUUUAGUCAACCUACGAAAAAUAAAAAAAUGACCGACAUUCAAGAAAAACUAGGAGUUAAAAAAACUAAAAUCCCACAAAAUAGAAUUACAAAAAUAAAAGAUGUUGCCCAAGCAAUAGGUCUUCUGUCUACAAUAAAAAAUGGGAAAUUUGUCGUACAUUUGUUUGUUCUUAAUGAUGUUUUAAAAAUUAUUAACAUUCUAAGUACUCAAUUGCAAUCAAAGUCUACAACUCUUGGAAAAUCUAGUUCAUUAGUAUGUGGUGUGAUUGAUACUCUGAAAAAUAACCGUUCAGAUGUAUAUUUUGAUAAUCUGUGGAAUGAUAUUACUAUAUUUUGUGAAGAACAUGAUGUGUCAUUGGAUAUUCCUUCACAAGGUGGCUCUAAACGUCGUAGAAGGGAACCUACAUAUUUACAACAAUAUGCUGUACUAUCAACUACUUCGGCAGAAGAAUACCGUGUUAAUGAUGUACUAAUGGGUACUUCAAUAAAUAAAAAUUAUUGGAAAAUGCAUUGUUUUUAUCCUAUACUUGAUAUUAUUAUUGUCAAUAUGGAAAAACGGUUUUCACCAGAAAGUAUGGAAAUAGCCCAAUCUGUAGACAACUUUUUAAAAUUAAACUUUAAUGAAAGUUUACAAUUCAUUAAUCAUUAUAAGGAUUUAUUCGGUGUUUCCAAAGAUUCUUUAAGAUCAGAAAUGAUGGUUAUCAAAAAUACCUUGAAAGUUAAUGUUGAUUUGGAAGUUCUGCAAAAUCACUUAAACUCAUUGAAUAGCAAACAAAUCUUUCCAAAUUAUUAUAAAUUAUUUAAUGUAGCAAUAACUUUGCCAAUCAAUUCCGCUACUUGUGAAAGGUCAUUUUCCGCAAUGAGGAGGUUGAAAACAUGGAUGCGAACAACGAUGCUCCAGGAAAGAUUUAGCAAUUUAGGGAUAAUUAAUAUUGAAAAAGAUAUCAAUAUUGACAGGGUCUCAGUUUUAAAUGACUUUGCCAAAUCAAACAGAAGAAUAAAUUUAAUAUUGUAACCAAUUAUCUAGUUAAUAAUAAAUAUAUGUGCAUUAAUAAGUAAUAAUUUUAAUAUUUUAUACUAGUAGCUAAUAAAAAAAAAGUAAUAUUGUUAUUAUUUUUUUUUUUUUUGGAGGGGGAUUUUUGUUGAAUAUAUUAAAGGGCUUGAGCCCCCGCCAAUGUAACUCCCUAUUUGCG
Molecule: messenger RNA, 2044 nt
Organism: Aphis gossypii (cotton aphid)
Lineage: Eukaryota; Metazoa; Arthropoda; Insecta; Hemiptera; Aphididae
Product: zinc finger MYM-type protein 1-like
Exons: 9
Coding region: 1-1866 (621 amino acids)
Molecular function (GO): protein dimerization activity
Source: RefSeq, a predicted model, not a curated record